This is a messenger RNA of Apus apus (common swift), 2545 nucleotides long. RefSeq names its product bifunctional apoptosis regulator (gene BFAR). Gene Ontology annotation, biological process: proteasome-mediated ubiquitin-dependent protein catabolic process. The transcript is spliced from 8 exons. Bases 199 to 1548 code for a protein of 449 amino acids. Lineage: Eukaryota; Metazoa; Chordata; Aves; Apodiformes; Apodidae. Gene Ontology annotation, cellular component: nucleus. Gene Ontology annotation, molecular function: protein binding; ubiquitin protein ligase activity. The record is from RefSeq and is a predicted model, not a curated record.
AACCGCUCCCGGGGGGCGGCCCGUCCGCCGGGCUGGGAACGGCGGCGGCGAGACCGUUAGGCCUGAAAAGUGCCCCCUCAGCUGCCCGCUGCGUCGGGGAGGAGAGCCCGGCCCGCUGUGGAGCGGAAAAGCUAAGUAAUGCCUUACCUGGUUUGAAGACACAAGAGAGCUUUCUGUUUUCAUAAAGCAUAAAAGAAAAUGGAAGAAGGUGAGACUUUAGGAGGUGAAAUGGAGAGGGCAGAAGUUGAAACCCAUGCUACUCCUGAGGUCGGUCGGCAGAUAUCAGUGAGUGAGUUCCUCUGCCACUGCUGUUAUGACAUUCUGGUCAAUCCCACCACCCUGAACUGUGGGCAUAGUUUCUGUAGACAUUGCCUGGCCUUGUGGUGGGUAUCAUCCAAGAAGAACGAAUGCCCCGAAUGUAGAGAAAAAUGGGAAGGAUUCCCCAAAGUCAACAUUCUCCUCAGGGAUGUUAUUGAAAAGCUAUUUUCCGAUGCCAUUGAACAAAGGAAAGAAGAUAUUCAGCAAAACAGUGACAUAGCCCGCAGCUUAGCAACCUUCCAAAAGCAUGGGAAUGACCAGAUUCCUACAGUUCCGAACACAGGAAGAAUUAAUCCUCGAGGAGGAGGGUUUUUCUCAGGCGUUCUGACAGCUUUAACUUGUGUAGCAGUAGUUCUACUCGGGUAUCACUGGAGUAGCAGAGAAUUUGAAGAAGAUCUUCUUGUCCAUAAGCCUGUUGCUAAAUGGACUGCUGAGGAAGUGAUAGUUUGGCUAGAGCAGCUGGGUCCAUGGGCUUUGCAUUAUAAAGAAAGAUUUUUACUGGAGAAGGUGAAUGGAAGACUCCUUCUAACACUGACAGAGGAGGAUUUCACAAAAGCCCCUUACAGUAUAGAGAACAGCAACCAUAGAAAAGCCAUUAUGGCAGAACUGGAAUGUGUGAAAACUUUAGGUGUUAAACCACCACAGAACCUUUGGGAAUAUAAGGCAGUAAAUCCAGGAAAAUCGCUCUUUCUUCUUUAUGCACUGAAAAGUUCUCCAAGGCUCAGUAUGCUAUACCUGUAUUUGUUUGAUUAUGCAGAAGCUUUCCUACCUUUCAUCCACACAAUUUGCCCUACACAAGAAGACAAGUAUGAAGAUAUUGUCACAAAACUAGUUGACCUUAAAGAUCCUUCUUGGAAACAGUGGAGAGAAUUCAUUGUAAAGUAUUUAUUUUUGCCAUACCAGCUGAUAGCUGAAUUUGCUUGGGAUUGGCUGGAUGUGCACUACUGGACCUCAAGAUUUAUAAUUGUAAAUGCUAUGUUGCUCUCUGUUCUGGAGUUGUUCUCUUUCUGGAGGCUCUGGUCAAGGAGAGAACUGAAGACUGUUCCUCACAGAAUGUGGAGACAUUUCUGGAAGGUGUCAACGCAGGGUCUUUUUGUUGCUAUUUUUUGGCCUUUUAUUCCUCAGUUUGUCUGCAAUUGUUUGUUUUACUGGGCCUUGUACUUUAAUCCAAUUAUAAACAUUGAUCUUGUGGUUAAAGAGGUAAGGCGUCUGGAGACACAAGUGCAAUGACUGGCAUUGGAACUUUUGAGCUGUUUAGCUUCCCAAAAUGGACACUUGAAGUAUGCUUUGCUUUUUUUCUUUAUAUAUGUGGCAGUGGAAAUGGUGGAUUAUGUUAACUUAAACAUGCAAAAAAGCCUUAAGGUAAGUUACUCUAAGCUUCCAAAUCUAAGGAUGGGCUUAUUAUCUGAAAGGAAUUUUCUAACAAAAAAACCCAACAAACCAAACAAAAACAUUCCUGAUUUAGCCAUGUCAAACUUACAGUCAUAGCACCCUAUUUUUGAUCAAAUCAGACUUGUCUUUUCCUGAGCAUUCUGGUUAUUUUCAAGCCUGCCUUACAAUCAGUGUCUUCUGAACAGCUACACUGAUUUAUUUUUAUUUUUAUAUUUUUUUUUUUUAACUUAGCAUGUCAUAUCAGCAAUGUUUUUGUCAAUUUAAGUUUACCAAAGGAAGGCUCUUCCUGGAUAAGCUUGAUACUGAAAGUACUUCAAUGUUUUCAGUCUGCAUUACACAUAAAGUUGUGACUAUGAAAUACACAAGUCACAGCAGAGUUCUAAAAUUCUUGCUGUUGAAGGCAAAGACUGCUUGAGUUUUUCUGUGUUUUGGAAAAUGAGAUAUUGCCAUUCAGAUUGGUUUGACUUCAUCAGUAGCUUCCUUAGUGCUCUUCUCUUGAAGUCUGUUGCUAGUUCUUGAAUUCAGGGUUAUCUCUUAAAAAAAAAUUAUUUUGGAAAAGUGACCUGACACUGUAAUGACAUCUUUCUGCAAUAUAAAGUGUGUAUCUUGAUUUGUGAGCAAAUAUUGACUGGAAAGUUAUUUUGUGUAAACAGGAUUGCCAUUUGUUAAUGUGUGGUUUUUGACUGAAGCAAAAGUUAGAUUUUUUUUUUUUUUAAAGAGCUUUGUCCCCUUGCAUUCUGUAUUGGUUUGUUUUUUUUUUCAUUUGCUUCAUUAAUAUGAAAUUUAAAUUUGCUUUUUACAAUUUUUAAAGAUUAAAGAUCUCUUUUGAAAUCUU